CCCCAAACCCUAGGGCAGAGACCUGCUCUCAACACUCCUGAGUAAACAACUGAAUUCUAGAAUCCUUGCACCAUGGAGAUGCUCCAUCUUGUUCUAAGGAGCAGUAAGGGCUGGAUUUCUCCUUGCCAUGGCAUGUGGAUCAGUGGAUCCCCAGAACCUUCUCCCACAUCCACUUUCUUCUCCCAGACUUAACAAUCUGCCCUACGUGGAAGGGCCCUGGUUCUGGUCAUGUGGUCAGACCAACAUAUCCUGCAAGGUGGUAAAUGGAAAAGUGGUGGAGGUAGGCAAGUGGCCAUGGCAGGUGAGUAUUCUUUUUCUGGGAAUAUAUGUCUGCAGUGGAUCCCUCAUCCAUCACCACUGGAUCCUCACAGCUGCACACUGCUUACAAAGAUCCAAGAACCCAGCCAACUACACCGUGAAGGUGGGUGUCCAGAACCUCCCGGACAACAGCUCAGAGCACCUCCUCACUAGCAUUGUGAUUCACGAGAAGUUCAACAAUCACAUAUCUUACGACAUCGCCAUCCUGAAGCUCAAGCAUCCUGUCUCCUGGUCCCCCCUUAUCCAGCCAAUCUGUCUCCCCACCAUCAAUUUCAAGCCAAGCAUUGGCACCAUGUGUUGGGUCAUUGGGUGGGGACAAGAAAAGACUAAAGGGGCCCCGAAGACUCCCUACAGUCUCCAGGGUUUGGCUGUUAGGAUUGUGAACAAUGAAAUCUGCAACCAUCGGUACCAGUUCCUCCUGCUGAAGAACCAAAAGAAGUUCAUUGGGAAUGACAUGCUGUGCACAAGCUCAGAAUGGGGCCUGGACACCUGUCAGGACACCUCUGGCAGCUCCCUGGUUUGCCAGAUGAACAAGACCUGGAUCCAGAUGGGGGUGGUGAGCUGGAAUUUUGGCUGUGGUCGCCGCCGGUUCCCAAGCAUCUACACCAGCACCUCCCACUUCACCCAGUGGGUCAAGAGGCAGAUCAGUGACAUGAGGUUUGCCAGUAUGGCUGUCCCUUCCUUCCUAAGCCCGUUCAUCCUCACUAGCUACAUUUUGCUGGUUUCCCUGGGUUCCCUGUGGCUCUUGUGAACCGUGUUUCUACAACAGUCGUUCCCAGAGGCAACUUCUCCCUCCUCUCUGCUCAGAAGAGGACACCGGAGGCUGAACAGAGCUUCAGGACAGAGGGACUUUGGGAGAAGGGU
Phodopus roborovskii (desert hamster) is the source of this 1182-nucleotide messenger RNA. RefSeq names its product serine protease 46. Gene Ontology annotation, biological process: proteolysis. Gene Ontology annotation, molecular function: serine-type endopeptidase activity. The record is from RefSeq and is a predicted model, not a curated record. The transcript is spliced from 5 exons. Bases 128 to 1069 code for a protein of 313 amino acids. NCBI's taxonomy places the organism in Eukaryota, Metazoa, Chordata, Mammalia, Rodentia, Cricetidae.